Messenger RNA from Fusarium coffeatum, 1554 nucleotides. RefSeq lists its product as uncharacterized. Bases 1 to 1554 code for a protein of 517 amino acids. The record is from RefSeq and is a predicted model, not a curated record. Lineage: Eukaryota; Fungi; Ascomycota; Sordariomycetes; Hypocreales; Nectriaceae. The transcript has a single exon.
AUGGCCUUUUGGGUGGUUGACGGGGGUCGUCCGCUUGGACUUGGUACUACCACUGCCGCUUUCAAUUCGAACCGGGGUCCGUACUAUUUUGGCGGUAAACGGAGGGUAAGCAUCUCCGAAGGCGGCGAUGCACCUGCACAUUCGCAUGCCUACUCUCAUGGCGAUGGCUUCAAUAUCGAUCCAAAGAGGGCCAGGUUCUCUGAUGAAUUGCCUUACGACGCAUACGAAAACUCACCCAUGACCAUUCCUGGACCCAGUGGUUACUCUUCACCUCAACCACAUGAUCAUUUCUCGCCUUACUAUCCACAACCGCAGCAACCAACAUUCCAUCAUGCCAACAAGGGCGCUUAUCCACACAACCAACAUUACAGCUCUCUUACAGAAGAGGAUUAUUUUUACCAAGAUGACAUUGAAUCUUCUACUCCACCAUUGAUUCAUCGCCCAGACUCGGCACCAGUCAAAAACCUCUCUUUUCUCGUCAUUCGCGAACGUUCGCCAACCCCAGAGGGAUCCGAUUUCCCCUCCAUCGAUGCUAGUCUUGGUCUUGGCGCUUUCGGCCCAACUCCCGAAUCUCGGCCGGCUCCGUCUUUCGGGCCUCCCGGCCCACCACCGGGUCCGGCUCCCGCCCAAGCUCCAACUCCCGUCGCCGAUUCUUGUGCCAUGGAACGUACUGCCUCCGGUCUUUCAAUUUCAUCGGAUACUGCUCAGCCUUCACUUGCCAAUCCCCUGGCCGAUGACAAUGAGCCAGGAUUCAUGGGAGACAUCCCCGCCGCACGCUUGGUCCGCGAUCAUGUAGCCAACUUUGGCUGCUCCAACCCCAACCGUCGAAGACAUCGCAGCGCCGACUCACGCCACGGCCGUAUCCUACGAACACUCAUAAACCCCAAAUCCCGCGCCGCCGACUUUCCUCUGGACGAUAACGCCCUCCGCAGCAUUUUCUCCGCAGCCAAUGAGCUCUUCUUCGCCAAUCGUCUAGCCGGCCGUGUCGCAUGGGACUGGAGUCACCCCGCAAGUGCACAAUACCAAGCACACAUCGUCGGUACCACCGCCGUGCGACGUUCCCGUGAUGGUGGAUUCGAGACGCUCAUUGUGCUGUCAUCUCCAAUUCUCCAGGACACAAAGUACAACCGACGUCUUCUGAUUUCGACAUUCCUGCACGAGAUGAUCCACAGUUACCUCUUUGUAGUAUGUGGUAUGAAAGCCCGUGAACAAGGCGGCCACACCGAGGGAUUCCGCCAGAUCGCAGAUACUAUUGACCGCUGGGUCGGUCACAGCUAUCUGCGUCUCAGUGAAAUGGACGCUGAUCUGGAGCAUUUCCGACAGCAUCCCUCGUGCGGGCAGGAUCAGCAUCAGGUGCGCAGUCGAAGUGCAGACGAAGAGAGAAUACCCUGGCGGAGCGAGAGAUGGGAAAACGGAGAGCGAGAAGGGGACGUUAAUCAUCCGACCGAGCUUCAUCCACGACCUCAUCCUGGCUACGAAAACAGGGAAAGAUAUGGGCGGGAGGGGCACAGAGCCUUUCAUGUCCGGAGAGGAAUCUCACCAUACGUUUAUUGA